Messenger RNA from Tarenaya hassleriana, 1558 nucleotides. RefSeq names its product cytochrome P450 71A14-like. The transcript is spliced from 5 exons. Gene Ontology annotation, molecular function: iron ion binding; monooxygenase activity; heme binding. The record is from RefSeq and is a predicted model, not a curated record. The coding region runs from base 1 to 1506 and encodes 501 amino acids. Lineage: Eukaryota; Viridiplantae; Streptophyta; Magnoliopsida; Brassicales; Cleomaceae.
AUGGAACUGGCACUUUCCUCGUUAUUAUGCAUAACCUUACUAACCAUCUUCUUCCUAAAGUUUCUUUCCAAGCGGAAGAAUUCAACGUCCGAGAAGAAAAUCGCGAACCCGCCACCGUCUCCGCCAGGACUUCCGGUGAUAGGAAACGUCCUCGAUUUCGGAAAACACGCGCACCGGUCUCUGAAAUUGCUCAGCGAACGGUAUGGACCACUGAUGCUACUCCGAUGGUGCAGCGUUCCAGUCCUUGUCGUCUCGUCGGCGGAGGUGGCUCAGGACAUCAUAAAAACGCAUGAUCGUGCGUUUUCGAGCCGACCCAGAUCGAACUUUCUUGCGAAACUAAUGAAUGGUGGGCAAGAUAUGGCCUUUGCACCUUAUGGCGAGUAUUGGAGACAGAUGAAGCGCAUCUACGUUUUGCAUCUCUUCAGCAACAAGAUGGUGAGCUCUUUCCGAAACGUCAGAGAAGAAGAGAUAAACUCGACCAUAGAGAAGAUCGAGAAAACGAUUUCUUCUUCUUCCCCGACAAAUUUGAGCGAAAUCUUUAUGACAUUUACGAACGAUUUGAUAUGUAGAGUUGCAUUGGGGAGAAAAUAUAGCGGCGGAGAAGGCGUGCCGGACGUUUAUGAGCUAUUGAGAAAGCUGAUGAGCCUUUUCGGUCGGCUCUACAUCGAGGAUUAUUUCCCGUUUUUGGGAUGGAUAGACAUACUCCGAGGUUUGGCCGGUGAAGUGAAAGAAAUAACGAAGGAGCUCGACGAUUUCCUUGAAAAAGUGGUUCAAGAGCAUUCGGACGGCGACAGACAAAUAGUGGAUUUCGUGGACGUCUUGCUCUCGAUACAAAGAGAGAAUACGACCGGGUUUGAGAUUGAUCGAGUCAACCUUAAACUCCUUGUCGCGGAUGUCUUCAUUGCGGCAACGGAUACAACUUCUGCCCUUUUGGAGUGGGCGAUGACAGAGCUCCUGAGGCAUCCAGAAUGUGCGGAGAAACUCCGAGACGAUAUUCGUGGAAACUCAAGCGAUAGAUCAAGAUACGUGUCGGAAGAAGAUAUUACGGAUAUGAGAUAUUUGGAAGCUGUGAUCAAAGAGACGCUACGGCUACACCCUUCAGCUCCUUUGCUGGUUCCAAGACAGUUGAUCGAAGAUGUUAGAAUCAAAGGGUAUGACGUAACAGCUGGUACUCAGGUACUGAUCAACUACUGGGCGAUGGGGCGAGAAACCGCGACAUGGGGAGAAGAUGCGGAAGAAUUCAAGCCGGAGAGGCAUUUGGAUUCGUCAGUGGAUUUCCGUGGACAAGACGCCAAGUUCAUACCGUUCGGGAUAGGGAGAAGACAAUGCCCUGGAAUAGGGUUUGCCUUGGUGAUGGCCGAGCUGGUGUUGGCCAAUCUCAUAACCCGGUUCAAUUGGGAAAUUGCCACCAAACCGGAAGGAGAUCAUUACGAUUUGGCAGAAUCAACCGGUCUCGUGGUUUCCCGCAAGUACCCUCUACUCGCAUACGCAUCUCCAGCUUCGUAAGCAGUUUAUAGGUCACGUUGAAUAAAUAUGAUCCAACUUCCAUCAACCAAUG